Molecule: messenger RNA, 10167 nt
Organism: Thalassophryne amazonica
Lineage: Eukaryota; Metazoa; Chordata; Actinopteri; Batrachoidiformes; Batrachoididae
Product: collagen alpha-1(XII) chain-like
Molecular function (GO): protein binding
Source: RefSeq, a predicted model, not a curated record
AAGAUUCUUCCCACUUGGAAAGAGGCUUUUCCUCGUCGGACUUGUGGUGGCGGAGCUUCCAGAGGAGUCAAUCUGAGCAGGAGGAACAGCUGCUCCUUCAGUCAUCAUCAGGGCGCCGAGAAGACUGAUUGAUGACCUGUUGACCUCUGCGGGUCAAACAUGAAGCUGGGGCUGUCUGUGGCCGCCGCCGCCGCCGCCUUCCUGGCGGUGCUGCUUUCCUCCGUAGAUGCUCAAGUUGAACCACCUGCAGACUUGAAAUUUAAAAUUAUAAAUGAGAACACAGUUGAAAUGUCGUGGACGCCACCAUUGACAAGAAUACAGGGCUACAGAGUACAAGUCUCAUCAUUCACAGAUGAACCAACACGAGAGUUUAGCUUUGACCCCUACACCACUACGACUUUAAUCACUGAUCUCACUCAAGACGUUGACUAUUCAGUGUCCAUAAACUCCUUCUAUGGCUCAGAGGAGAGCAUCCCCAUAACUGGACAGCUGACACUCCAGUCCAGUAACACCACCGAGCGAGUCCAGAGGCCGCAGUCAGACGCAAUCAAGUGUUCCGUCAGCGCCAUCACGGACUUAGUUUUCCUGGUGGACGGCUCUUGGAGCGUCGGCAGAGAGAAUUUUAAGCACAUCCGUAGUUUCAUUGGUGCCUUGGCCGGGGCCUUUGACAUUGGUGAGGACAAAACCCGGGUGGCUGUGGUUCAGUACAGUACAGACACCCGCACCGAGUUCCCGCUGACCCGCUACACCAAGAGAGGCGAGCUGCUCCAAGCCAUCAGCUCACUGCCGUACAAGGGAGGAAACACGAUGACGGGUGAAGCCAUAGAGUACCUGGUGCAAAACAUCUUUACGGAGGCAGCUGGAUCCAGGAAAGCUUUUCCAAAGGUAGCCAUGAUCAUCACUGACGGAAAAUCCCAGGACCCAGUGGAGGAGCAUGCUAAAAGGCUUCGGAACAUUGGAGUGGAAAUAUUUGUCUUAGGCAUCAAAGGAGCAGACGAGGACGAGCUUCGUGAGAUGGCGUCCACUCCUCACAGCAAACACGUGUACAAUGUACCAAACUUCGACAUGAUCCAAGAGGUGCAGAAAAAGAUCAUCACAGAAGUGUGCUCCGGCGUCGAUGAGCAGCUCAGCGUUUUGGUCAGCGGAGAAGAACUGGUGGAGCCGGCCUCAAACCUUCAGGUCACAGAAGUUGCAUCUAAAUCCAUGAAAGUGAUGUGGGACGCCUCCCCAGGUGAUGUCACGGGCUACAAGCUCACCCUCAUCCCCAUGUUACCUGGAAUGAAACGCCAAGAGCUGUACAUUGGAUCCACUCAGACAUCCAUCAAUGUCCGGGAUCUUUCCCCCGAGACUGAGUACGAGAUCGCCCUUUAUGCCCUCAAAGGUCUGACUCCCAGCGAACCCAUCAUGGCCAUGGAGAAAACACAACCUGUCAAAGUGUCAACAGAGUGCUCUCUGGGAGUGGAUGUGCAGGCGGACGUAGUCCUACUGGUUGAUGGCUCAUACAGUAUCGGAUUACAAAACUUUGCCAAAGUCCGUGCCUUCUUGGAGGUUCUGGUCAAUUCUUUUGACAUCGCACCCAACAAAGUCCAAAUUAGCUUGGUCCAGUACAGUCGUGAUCCACACACUGAGUUUGCUCUCAACACCCACCAUGACAUCAAUGCUGUGGUCAAGGCUGUGCGUACUUUCCCGUACCGUGGAGGUUCCACAAACACCGGCAAGGCCAUGAAGUACGUCAAGGACAAGAUCUUCAUUCCUUCUCGUGGAGCAAGACAAAAUGUCCCCCGUGUCAUGGUCCUGAUCACAGACGGGAAGUCGUCAGACUCCUUCAGGGAUGCAGCCACCAACCUGAGGAACAUUGAUGUGGAGAUCUUUGCUGUUGGUGUGAAAGAUGCGGUGAGAUCAGAGCUGGAGGCCAUUGCUAAUCCACCAGCGGAAAACCACGUCUUUGAGGUGGAGGACUUUGAUGCUUUCCAGAGGAUCUCCAAAGAGCUCACUCAGUCCAUCUGUCUGAGGAUUGAACAGGAGCUGCUCAACAUCAAAAAGAGGAGUUUGCUUCCACCAAGAGAUUUGGUGUUCUCUGAGAUUACCUCCAGAAGCUUCCGUGCCGCCUGGACAGCAGCUCUGGAUAACGUGAUGUCUUAUCUGGUACGUUUCCGCAAGGCUGAAGACAUCACUGGAGACUACAUUUCCUUGGCAGUGCCUGGUGACACCACCACAGCAGUUUUACCCCACCUUAGCCCUCUCACCACCUACGAGGUCAACGUCUUUGCUCAGUACGACAAAGGAGACAGUUUCCCUUUGACUGGUGAAGAAACCACUCUUGAAGAGCAAGGUACGGUACGAGAUCUACGGGUAACGGAGGAAACGACAAACAGUUUCAGAGUGUCCUGGCAAGCAGCUCCGGGUGCUGUUGUCAGGUAUCACCUGUCCUACGUCCCGCUGAGUGGAGUUGGAGAAACACUACAGGCUCAGACCAAUGGACCACAAACCACCAUCAUUCUCCAUGAACUUUUUCCUAUUACCACCUACCGCGUGUCGGUAUCUCCUGAGUAUGCCACAGGCAUGGGGGACGAGAUGCAGGUUGACGGGACCACCAAAGAAGUCCGCGGCUCUCCUCGUGACCUUCGUGUCUUUGAUGAAACCGUAUCAACAAUGAAGUUGUCCUGGCAGGCAGCACCAGGAAAUGUCAUUCAGUACCAUAUUGCCUAUAAACCUGCCGAGGGCGGAGACAGGCACGAGAUAUCCGUCAGGGGAGAUACUACCGAGGCUGUGCUGAAGAACCUCCAACCAGACACCGAGUACGAGCUGUUUGUUAGCGCUCGCUACUCCUCUGGUUUGGGUGAUCCUCUUCUGGGCACUGGAACCACCUUAGAAGAGCUUGGUUCUCCAAAAGACUUGGUGACCAAUGAUGUCACAGACACGAGUUUUGCUGUGCACUGGACUGCGGCGCCUGGUAAUGUCCGUCAAUACCGGGUCAGGUGGAAGUCUCUGUUCAGUGAUGAGACUGGAGAAAAGACCGUACCAGGAGACAUCACAACCACAGUUCUGGAGAGUCUGACCCCAGAGACCCGGUACCAGGUCUCUGUUUAUGCUGGGUACAGCCGUGGAGAAGGAGACCCAUUGGUUGGAGAGGAAACAACUGAUGUUUCAGCCGCUGGAAGAGCGAUUGUUGUCUCUGAGGAGACGGAGAAAAGCAUGAAGGUGUCAUGGCAGCCAGCGCCUGGAAACGUGGUCAACUACCGGGUGACGUACAAGCCGCAGUCUGGAGGGCGGCAGUUAGCGGCCAAAGUCCCCGGCGGCAACACAUCCACCGUGCUGAAGCGCCUCACUCCCCUCACCACCUACGACAUCACUGUGGUGCCAGUCUACCGUGAAGGGGAAGGCAAAGCAAGACAAGGAGAAGGAACAACACUGUCACCUUACAAAAGCCCGAGAAACCUACAGACCUCAGAACCUACCAAAACCAGUUUCCGUGUGACCUGGGACCAUGCUCCUGGUGACGUUAGGGGCUACAAGGUCACGUUCCACCCUGUGGGGGAAGACAUCGACCUGGGAGAACUUCAGGUUGGACCCUAUGACAACACCAUUGUGUUGGAGGAGCUCAGAGCUGGUACCAAGUACACAGUGAAUGUUUUUGGUAUGUUUGAUGGAGGAGAGAGCAUGCCAUUGGCCGGAGAGGAGAAAACUACAUUCUCAGAUGCACCUGAGCCACCGCCGUACCAAAUUCCAGAUGUGAUGUGUAGGACUAAGGCUAAGGCUGACAUCGUGGUUCUUGUGGAUGGAUCCUGGAGUAUCGGCCGUCUCAACUUCAAGACCAUUCGUGCCUUCAUCGCCCGUAUGGUCGGGGUCUUCGAGAUUGGCCCUGAUCGCGUCCAAAUUGGUCUUGCUCAGUACAGUGGAGACCCGAAGACUGAAUGGCACCUAAAUGCCCACAGCAACCGUGACUCUCUCCUGGAUGCUAUCGCAGCUAUGCCCUACAAAGGUGGAAACACUUUGACCGGUCUGGCUUUGAACUACAUCCUGCAAAACAAUUUCAAAGAGAAUGUUGGGAUGCGACCAAACGCUCGCAAGAUUGGCGUUUUGAUCACUGAUGGCAAGUCACAGGAUGAUGUUAUUUUCAACUCUCAGAGCCUGCGUGACAGCGGCAUUGAACUCUAUGCGAUCGGUGUGAAGAACGCUGAUGAGAGUGAGUUGAGAUCCAUUGCCUCAGACCCGGAUGACAUUCACAUGUACAACGUGGCCGACUUCUCCUUCUUGUUGGACAUUGUGGACAAGGUUACAGACAACCUCUGCAACAGCGUCAAAGGACCAGGCGCACCGGAUGCACCCACUAACCUUGUGACAUCAGAGGUCACCCAUCACUCCUUCCGAGCCUCCUGGACCGCCCCUGAUGGCCCUGUGGAGAAGUACCGCAUCACGUACAUGACUGCGUCAGGAUCGCCUGAACAGGUGUUUGUGGAUGGUACAGAGACCACCGUGGUUCUGCAGAACCUCGACCCUCUGACACAGUACUUGGUCAACGUCUACGCCAUGCUGGGAGAUGAUGCGAGCGAACCCAUAAAAGGAACUGAGAUGACACUGCCGCUGAGCGCCGUGAGAAGGAUGGACGUCUACGACGAGCAGACCACCACCAUGAGGGUGAGAUGGGAGGAAGCGGCGGGCGCCACGGGCUACAUGCUGCUCUACAGCGCCAUCAACGCCACCGAGCCCACCACAGAGCAGGAAAUGAGGGUGGGAAGUGACACCACGGACAUCCAGCUGAAGGGUUUAUUCCCUGACACGGCCUACAGCCUUUCUGUCUUCGCUCUGCAUGGAGAGUUGGCGAGUGAACCUCUGAUGGACCGGGGCGUCACAUUGCCGCUGCCACCUGCGGGUGAACUUCGAGUUCGUGACAUCACCCACAGCACCAUGAGGCUUAUCUGGGAUGCUGCUACUGGUCGUGUUCAAAAGUACCUCAUCACCUACACGCCCGAGGGUGGAGACACAAAAGAAGGACUUGAAGUCAGUGGAACAUGGACCACCAGACAGCUGGAUAAUCUCAUUUCACAGACUGAGUACAGCCUGGCUGUUACGCCCAUCUACGAUGAGGGACAGGGUCAGCCAAUGCUGGGAGACGCAGUCACUGAUGUGGUUCCUGCUCCAAAGAAUUGAGAUUCUCAGAAGUUUCCCAGACCGUUCAGAGCCACCUGGGAGCACGGAGCCCCAGACGUGGCUCUGUACCAGCAUACUGUCAAGCAGGGCGAAGCCGACUUCAAUUACGCCAUCUUGAACAAUGACGAGACCACUCACUUUCUGGAGAACCUGGAACCAGACACAUCUUACGAUGUGUCCGUGACUGCGAUUUACCCGGAUGAAUCGGAGAGCGAGGAUCUGCUCGGCACUGAGAGGACAUUACCCAGUGGACCUCCCACCAACCUGGUUGUGUUUAAUGAAACCACCACCAGUCUGAAUGCCAGGUGGAAUCCAGCUCCAGGUCGUGUGCAGAACUAUAAGAUCACUUACGUCCCGACGUCCGGAGGCAGGACUCACUCCACCCAGGUUGGAGGGAAGAAGACGACAGUUCUGCUUCCAAAGCUGACCCCAGACACUGAAUACGCCAUCAGUGUGGUGGCAGUCUACCCCCGCGGAGUCAGCAGGGAAUUGAACGGACUGGGCAAGACCAAGCCUUUGGGUGGUGUUAGGAACCUGCGUGUCACUGAUCCGACAACCAGCACUCUGAAUGUCAACUGGGAGCCCGCUGAGGGAAAUGUACGUCAGUACAGGAUCUUCUACAUCCCAGCAGCUGGAGGAAACGAAGAGAUGGUGCAAGUGUCUGGAAGCACCUACAACACCGUGCUGAAGAACCUGGACUCUGACAUGGACUACACCGUGAGCGUGCUUCCAGUCUACUCCAUCGGCGAGGGACAGCGAAUGUCUGAGAACGGCAAAACCCUGCCACGAAGCCCCGUCAGGAACAUCCAGGUUUUCAACCCGACCACCAACACUCUGAACGUUCGCUGGGAGCCGGCCACGGGCCCGGUCCAGCAGUACCGUGUGGUCUACGCCCCUCUGACCGGCAGCAGGCCCUCGGAGUCGAUUGUGGUACCAGGGACCACCACCACUGCCCUGCUGCAGCAGCUCCUUCCAGACACUCAGUACAAUGUUGGUGUGGUUCCCCUGUAUGCUGACGGAGAAGGACCCACCAUCAGUGAUGCUGGCAAAACACUUCCUCGCAGUGGUCCUAGGAACAUGCGUGUGUAUGAUCCCACCACCGGCACUCUGUCUGUGAGCUGGGAACAUGCUGAAGGUCCCGUCAUUCAAUACCACAUCACCUACAGCCAGACCAUAGGAGAUCCCAUCAAGGAAUACACUACAGUACCUGGGAACAGGAACAAUGUGAUCCUGCAGAACCUGGAUCCAGACACACCUUAUAACAUCAAAGUGACUGCGAUCUACGCCGAUGGACCAGGAGGAGAGCUAGACGGAGAUGGACGCACAGUCGGCAUGCUCGGCCCCAGGAACCUCCGUGUCUCUGAUGAGUGGUACACCCGCUUCAGGGUGUCCUGGGACCCCGCCCCCUCCAGGGUUAGUGGGUACAAACUGAUCUACCAGCCUGAAGGCUCUGAUGAGUCUUUUGAGGAGUUUGUUGGCGACGUGACCUCCCACCAACUGCAUAACCUGAAACCUGGAACGACCUAUGACGUCAAGGUUCUGGCCCAGUACAACAAUGGCCUGAGUGCUCCGCUGAUUGGACAAGGCACCACACUGUACCUGAAUGUAACAGACCUGAACACCUACGACGUCGGCCACGACAGGUUCUGCAUCCGCUGGGCUCCUCACCGAGCGGCCACCUCCUACAGACUCAGAGUCCAUCCUUUUGUCCCCUCGGUCAGAGGAGCUCAAGAGAUCACUGUCAGAGGCUCAGAAACUAGUCACUGCUUCGAUGGCUUGACCCCGGACAGCCUCUACAACGCCACCGUGUUCACCCAGACCCCCAACUUAGAGGGACCCGGAGUCAGCAUCAAGGAGAGGACACUGGUCAAGCCCACCGAGGCGCCAACUGAGCCUCCGACUCCGCCCCCUCCAGCAACAGUCCCUCCAGCUAUGGAGGUGUGUAAAGGUGCUAAGGCGGAUCUGGUCUUCCUUAUCGAUGGUUCCUGGAGUAUUGGAGACGAAAGCUUCAACAAGGUCAUCCAGUUUGUCAUCAGCAUGACCGGAGCGUUUGACGUCAUCAGCCCAGCAGGCAUGCAGGUGUCACUGGCGCAGUACAGCGAUGACGCCAAGACCGAGUUCAAGCUGAACACCUACCAUGACAAGGGCAUCGUGUUAUCGGCAAUACAGUCCGUCCGCUACAGAGGUGGAAACACCAAGACGGGUGUCGCUCUGAAGCACGUCUACGAGAGAGUCUUCACUUCGGACAGUGGCAUGAGGAGGAACGUCCCGAAGGUGCUGGUGGUCGUGACGGAUGGGCGCUCUCAGGAUGAUGUGAAGAAAAGUGCUGAAAAGCUGCAGCACGCCGGCUACAGUGUGUUUGUGGUCGGUGUGGCUGAUGUGGACAUGUCAGAGCUGAGGAUUAUCGGCAGCAAGCCCAGCGAGAGACACGUGUUUGUGGUUGACGACUACGACGCCUUUGCCAAGAUCCAAGACAACCUGAUCACCUUCAUCUGUGAAACCGCCACUUCCACUUGUCCUCUGAUCUACAUCAGUGGGUUCACCACACCUGGUUUCAGGAUGCUGGAGGCUUUCAACAUUACAGACCGGACGUUUGCUGCUAUGAACGGCGUGUCCAUGGAGCCGGGAUCCUUCAACAGCUACAUCGCCUACAGGCUGCACAAGGACUCCUUCCUCACGCAGCCCACCAAGGAGAUCCAUCCAGAGGGUCUUCCCCCAUCCUACACCAUCAUCCUGCUCUUCCGCCUCCUUCCCGACACAACGACUGAAGCCUUUGACAUCUGGCAGAUAGCAGACGGGAGCAACAACCCCGAGGUCGGGGUCACCCUCAAUCCUUCCAGCAAAACAAUCACUUUCUACAACAAGGACACACGGGGAGAGAUCCAGAGAGCCAUCUUUAAUGAAGCACAAGUCAAGUCGCUUUUCUACGGCAGCUUCCACAAGAUCCACAUUAGUGUUUCUCCAGAGAAAGUCAAACUCUCACUGGACUGCCAAGAGGUGGCAGAGAAGCCCAUCAAGGAGGCCAACAACAUCACACUGGAUGGCUAUGAAGUGCUUGGCAAGAUGGUCAAGUCUGGAGGUGGACGAAGGCAGUCGGCAACAUUCCAGCUCCAGAUGUUCGAUAUUGUUUGCAGCUUAAGUUGGAUUAGCCGAGACAGAUGCUGCGACCUUCCGGCCACAAGAGAUGAAGCCAAGUGCCCAUCUCUUCCUCACUCCUGCACGUGCACACAGGACAGCAUCGGCCCUCAGGGGCCUCCUGGACCUUCGGGCAGCCCGGGUACUAAGGGACCACGAGGAGACAGAGGAGAGCCUGGCCGAGCUGGUUCAGCCGGUCCACGUGGUGAGCCAGGACCCGCAGGCCCAAUGGGACCACCAGGUCCACAAGGCCCCAAUGGACUGUCUCUACCUGGAGAACCUGGUCGACCCGGACCAAAGGGAGAUGCUGGAGACCCGGGCCUGGCUGGUCGGCAAGGUCCUCCUGGACCUCGGGGUUCUCUUGGCCCUGUUGGACCAGGCGGCGUGCGGGGCCCACCAGGAAAGGAGGGACCAUCUGGACCCAGAGGCCCACCAGGGCCCAUGGGAAGCCCUGGUAAUCCAGGUGUCCCCGGAAUUACUGGAAAACCAGGAAAACCUGGAGAGCGAGGAAACCCGGGUCCUCUUGGCAUGAAAGGAGAGAAAGGGGAAAGGGGAGACUUUGCUUCACAAAAUAUGAUGCGCAGCAUCGCCAGACAAGUUUGUGAGCAGCUUGUGAACAGUCAAAUGAGCAGAGUUAACAUGUUGCUCAACCAGAUUCCCUCCGGCUACCGCAGCAACUCUCCUGGACCACCGGGUCCUCCUGGACCUCCUGGAAGUCCGGGAAACCGUGGAGAGCCUGGACAGGCUGGUCAGACUGGUUUCCCUGGAAAUCCAGGUUCACCUGGAAAUCAAGGAGAACGAGGUUUGCCAGGAGAGAAGGGAGAGAGAGGACCUCCAGGAACUGGGAUCAGAGGACAAAGAGGAGCAAAUGGACCACAAGGGCCACCAGGCGAGUCGAGAACAGGCCCACCGGGUCCUUCUGGUUCCGCUGGGCCACGUGGUCCUCCAGGUCGCCAGGGUUCUCCUGGGGUCAGGGGACCACCAGGACCCCCUGGCUACUGCGAUUCGUCUCAGUGUGUUGGCAUUCCUUACAAUGGACAAGGAUACACAGCACCCCGCUACCAGCCUGACCCUGCGGUGGUGCCUAUACCAGCGGAGCCAGCGGAAGAAUUUGAGACAAUACAGUCACCCGAUUACUCACGAAACCUGCGAGGAAAGAGGUCACUACCACGACACAAUACAAAGAGACUAGCAUCAGGAUGAAGCGGUUUUCAGAAAGAAAAAACUAAACAAAUAGUACUUGUGGGUUUGACACCCCUGGUUAUAUUGAAUUUAUAUAUAUUUUUGUCAACAUGAGAAAGUUUAGCGACGUGAUGAUGAAGUUAUGUGUUGGUUCUUUGCAAACCUGUGUGCUCGCUACAUGUCCCACUAAGUGUCUAACUGCAACUAAUCACGAUGUGACAAUCAGCCCAAAGUAUGUUACCGUACAUAUGUUUUCAGACACGUUCACACUGCUCAUGUUGUUUCAUACUUCAUCACCAAAAAAAAAAAAAAAAACCCUGACAAUUUUAUUCCCAAAGAUUUGUUGAUUCUGAUGUUUUUGUAAACCAAAUGAUAAUCUGAUUUUUGUAACAAACCAAAGUUCUCAAAUUGAAAUGUUUGUUACAUUUGUGUUUCAUUGUUAGUUUGCUUUUGCCAAAGGUGGAUUUGCAUGUUUGUGUUGUAUAUUUACUGAGGAUCUCUAAGGCGAAAUAUCAUUUGUUUGUGUGUUUGUAUGUUUCUUCAAUCAAUACCUUCAGUUGGGAUUUGGUUGUGAAACUUUGGCCAUAGAAUUGCUUUUCUCAUGUUGUAACUGCACAAUUUGUGAAUUCCACAGCCUUAUUUUCUUAUUUAUUUCUGAAACAGAAGAGGCAUUUUUCAAUAAAACUACUGAAAAUGUAA